Messenger RNA from Dunckerocampus dactyliophorus (ringed pipefish), 8446 nucleotides. RefSeq names its product ARVCF delta catenin family member b (gene arvcfb). Lineage: Eukaryota; Metazoa; Chordata; Actinopteri; Syngnathiformes; Syngnathidae. Gene Ontology annotation, molecular function: cadherin binding. Bases 365 to 3634 code for a protein of 1089 amino acids. Gene Ontology annotation, cellular component: cytoplasm; adherens junction; nucleus. The transcript is spliced from 22 exons. Gene Ontology annotation, biological process: cell-cell adhesion; cell-cell junction assembly. The record is from RefSeq and is a predicted model, not a curated record.
UGCUCUGUUGUGGAUGAGAGGGGAUAAAGGCUGCCCUGCCUUUCCAACAACACGACGCCACCUUCAAUAAUUAGCAGUUAUUCACCAACGCAACUAACUGCUAAGUUUUAAAUCAGUCAUUUGUUAUUUACAGUUUGUUUGUGUGCUGCGACGCACGGGAGGCAGGUGCACGUACCACAAUCUGAUGUAGUAGUGAGAAUGAGCUGGUCUGCAGCAGCGAAACUGCACGCACAUAACGCUUCAUUCAUUCACCCUGGACUACUGCUCUUCAAGCUGGAGGCUCUCAUCGCGUCUGUGAAGGAAGAUAUUCAGAACAAAGUAAGGUGGAGUGUGAUGCUGGUCUGAUAAAUGUCCUCCUGCUCUGAUGUUUGUAUGGGCCUUUCUUCUCAGCCGAAGUCACAGAUCUCCCCUGAGAGACGCGACAAUCGAGUCCAAUCUAUCCGAGCAUCAUCUUCCUCAUUCUACUUGUGGUGUGACGGCACUCGCCAACAUCAAAGGAAAAGCGCAACCAAUACCGGACAUGGAGGACUAUGACGUUCGCUCAGCUGCCAGCAUCCUGGCUUCAGUGAAAGAACAGGAGGCUCGUUUUGAGCAGUUGACCAGAGCACUCGAGGAGGAGCGUCGCACACUGCAGCUUGGGCGGACCAAUCUGCCUCCUAACCCUCCCACCAGCCAGCCGUUAGCAUGGCAGCAGGUGGUGAUGCAGGAGCAGAGCCCCAGCAACGCCACUUCUAUGGCCAUGAUGCAGGAGCCACAGGAAGUGGUGGAGGAGACGGUCACCAUCGAGGAGGAUCCUGGGACCCCGACUUCCCAUGUUUCCGUCGUCACCUCUGAUGAUGGGACCACACGGCGCACAGAAACUAAGGUGACCAAGGUGGUCAAAACUGUAACCCUCUGCACCUACGACCCAGUGACAGUGGCAGACAGCUUGGUUGUGGAGUCCAGUCCUGCUACCAGGACCCCCACCCCUGUCCCCAUCAAUGCCCCAUCGGACAAGGAUCCAGUGACCAAAAUGGUGAAGACGGUGACCACACGAACAGUGCGUCAGGUUCCUCUUGGGCCUGAUGGCUUACCAAUGCCCGAGGGGUCGUCCCCAUUGGGAAGCUACACCGACUCCAUUGACCGGCGCUACAUGAAGAACGGUGGCGAUCGCUUCAUUACUCCUCAAGCUUCAUCCACCUUGACGCGUUCCUACAACAACUCCUACAAUGAUUCGUAUGGUGAGACGCCUGAGAGUCAGUACAUCCGCCACUACGGUCUGCACGAUGGCUACACUGAUUUGACAGACAACUACGGCAGCCUGUCACGAGGUAUCAACUUUCGGCCACCUCGCUACCCCUACAUGCCCAACAGCUACCGGCCAGAGAACAGCUAUACACUGCCAAUUCGCAAGGAUGACUAUGGUCACGUGGCCCAACCCCAGGUGCCUAUGGGGAGCAGCACUAUGGACCUGAAUCGCUCACAGCCUGAGCGCUUUCAGGCUGAACCAUAUGGUUUGGAAGAUGAUCGCCGCAGCUUCGGUCCCGAGGAUGAGGAGCCAUAUGAGCUUGAGCCCGACUAUUCCACUGCUAACCGACGCACACUAAAAGGACCCAACCGGGGUCGCACCCACCGGGAACCUCUUCGUGAUGUGCCCAGAGUCCGAGGCUACCCAGAUGAACCCAUUGACACGGAGUUGAUAGAUGAACGUCACCCUUACAUCCAUGGCAUGUAUUCUGCACCACUGGCCCAGCCAGAGCGGGGAAGCAUGGCCAGUCUGGACCGCAUGGGCGGCCGGCGCUCACCCUCGAUUGACAGCAUUCGUAAGGAUCCACGUUGGCGUGACCCAGACCUUCCAGAGGUCAUUGCCAUGUUGGGCCACCCCAUCGACCCCGUCAAGUCCAAUGCUGCAGCCUAUUUGCAGCACCUGUGCUAUGAAAACGAUAAAAUCAAGAAGGAUGUGCGUCAGCUAAAGGGAAUUCCUGUCCUGGUGGGGCUCCUGGACCACCCCAAGUCUGAGGUCCACCGCAAGGCUUGCGGUGCCCUGCGCAACAUCUCAUAUGGCAAGGACAAUGACAAUAAGGUGGCGAUUAAAAACUGUGACGGAAUUCCUGGCCUCAUCCGCCUCCUGAGGAAGACUAACGACAUGGAGGUUCGAGAGCUCAUCACUGGAACUCUUUGGAACCUAUCCUCCUAUGAACCCUUGAAGAUGGUGAUCAUCAACCACGGCCUGCAAACAAUGACCAACGAGGUCAUCAUCCCACACUCUGGUUGGGAGCAUGAACCAAAUGAGGACUCAAAGCCACGAGACGCAGAGUGGACCACCGUCUUCAAGAACACAUCUGGGUGCCUAAGAAACGUAAGCUCAGAUGGGGCGGAGGCUCGACGAAGACUGAGGGAGUGUGACGGACUCGUGGACGCCCUGCUGCACGCCCUUCAAUCAGCUGUAGGGAAGAAAGAUAUGGACAAUAAGUCUGUGGAGAACUGUGUCUGCAUUAUGAGGAACCUGUCCUAUCAUGUCCACAAAGAAGUACCGGGGGCUGAAAGGUUCCAAGACCCAUCAGCGCCACAGGCCCCCGGCUCUGCAGGGCCACAUAGGAAGAAGAAGGACGAUGCUGGCUGCUUUGGAAGCAAGAAGGCCAAAGAGGAAUGGUUUAAUCAAGGUAGAAAAAAUGGUGAGAAUGACAAAAACUAUGACACAUUGGAUCUUCCCAAGCGUACUGAGCCAUCAAAAGGUUUUGAGCUGCUGUAUCAGCCAGAGGUAGUGAGACUCUACCUAUCUCUGCUGACUGAGAGCCAAAACUACAACACCCUAGAGGCCGCUGCUGGGGCUCUGCAGAACCUUGGUGCUGGACAGUGGACUUGGUCCAACUACAUCCGGGCCACCGUGCGUAAAGAGAAAGGUCUCCCCAUCCUGGUGGAGUUGUUGCGAUCCGACUCUGACAAGGUGGUCCGAGCUGUGGCCAUCGCCCUUCGCAACCUCUCCAUUGAUCGCCGCAACAAGGACUUAAUUGGAAGCUAUGCCAUGCGGGACUUGGUCAGUAACUUGCCCAGCGGACAGCAGCGACCAGCCAAGAACUUGGAGGAGGACACCGUGGUCGCCAUCCUCAACACCAUCCACGAGAUUGUCACAGACAGUUCCGAAAACGCUCGAUCUCUCAUCCAGGCGCAGGCUAUAGAGAAGCUGGUGGCUAUCAACAGGACCAGUCAGUCACCCAGAGAAACGAAGGCAGCAUCCCAUGUGCUGCAGACUGUGUGGAGUUAUAAGGAUCUAAGGAACGCCUUGACAAAGGAUGGCUGGAACAAGAGCCAUUUCCAGCCCACAGUGACGGCAACGCCUAAAGGAACCAAGAACGGCAAGCCGGGUUAUGAUGACACGACACUGCCACUGAUGGAGAAGAACCAAGGCACCAGGAAAUGUGGCAGUGGUGAUAUGAUACCUAUGGAUGAGCUGGGCCAAGAUGGUUACUCCACCAUUGACCAGAGGGACAAAGACUGCAAAUACAAGACAGGCGACAGUUCAGUGGACCUGACAGAACGGGAGCCAUUAAAGAAUGACACAAGUAGGAAACACUAUAUCAGGAGUAACAGGCCUGCGGUCAGUCUGGUGGACGCUUGUGAUGUUAAGCCCCAGCCUGUUGAUUCCUGGGUCUAAAUGCAUGCAUGGCUUAAAGAAGCGACAGAGUGACACAACAGGAGGAUCUCUCACAUUACCACUGCCAUUUCAUACAGAGCUCAUGUUGGGAGCUGAACUUUGUACAGAUAGAGGAUUUUAAAAAUAUUAAUAACGCCGAUGAUCAGAACAGCGACCAGCAUAAAAAGAAAAAAAAAGAUAUGAAGUGACUAUUCCUACUGCUUUUACAUUUCUACAUUCCCACUGGACAGCAUGUGAAUUCUACAGUUUGGAGCGCUACAGUACUGGUGACAUAAAGGCACCCGAGGUGAAGUUAUGGACGUGACAAAGUGAGGUGGGGGACGUGAAUGGGAAAGGAACGUGUGAUGAAAAGGAAACCUACGGCAGGAAGGAAUAAUUCAGUUUUUGUGGGAUUUCAGUUUGUUGUGUAGCUUUGUGUGAUUUUUGUGAGCAGGAUUGGAUUGGCGUGUUUGAAAGUUACUGGAUGUCAGAUGGGGGAGGGGUGCUAAAGAAAAGGGAGGAGCUGUAACAUAGUGGACGAACAUGUACUCCCAAAAAUCAUGAAGUAAAAGGCUGAAUUAUACUACAGCGGACUCACUAUGCCGACACUUCUGACUGUGACUUCACCCUGUUAUAGCUCGUCAGCGUGCGCUGCAAUUCUGCACCCAAACACCAGCGGGCAGUGUUCCCCUAAGAGUGAGCAACCACAACUCUCGUUGACUAUCUCCUUAGUUCCCCGUGUAGUUGUCGUGAACGAUAGCGACUGAAGCGACAUCCAGAUCGUUGUUGGAGCUGGAACGACAGUAGAUCCUCGCUUUACGCAGGAGUUCAAUUCGAGAAAAUGAUAGGCCAAUAAAAAUGUCUGUUUUUGACACAUGCCUCCCACCCCCAAAAAAGUUUAAGCCUUUUAAAGUAUAAAAUGUAUUUGUACUCAUUACUAAUGAAUGAUAAUGUAAGAUGAUCCAUGAACAGAUGGAUUUAUUGACCUGUGGAAACAACACAACAAAGUUAUACAGUCAAUGUUUCAUUUUACCUUAACAGCAUGCAACUAUGGUGCGUUCAAGGACCGCCGAACAAAGUGUGACAUCUCAACUCUUGGCGAAAAAACAUUAUCAGUGAAGUAUAAAAGACAUAAACGUAAAAAUUGUGGAGUGGCACUUGUAUGCUGUACAUUUUCCCUUUGUGAUCACAUAUUUAUAAAAUAUUAGUGACUUCAGGUGAGUGUGAUGUGUUUUUGGACAAAAAUUUUAUUUAAUUAAAAAAAAAAUACACACAAAAAUCUUUGUAUUUGCAAGGUCACAAAUGAUUAAUCCAGAAUAUGCGCGGAUCCAUCCAUCGAUUUUCUUCCAUUCUUUCUUCCAUUCGAUUUGUCCUCACUAGGGUCGUGGGGGUAUGCGGCACAUUUUAGCCCAGCUGACUUUGGGCGAGAGGCUGGUCGCCAGCCAAUCGCAGGGCACAUAUAGACAAACAACCAUUCACACUCACAUUCAUACCGAUGGACAAUUUAGAGUCUCCAAUUAACCUAACAUGCAUAUUUUUGGAAUGUGGGAGGAAGAAAACCCACGCACACACGGGGAGAACAUGCAAACUCCACACAGAGAGGCCCAAAUGGAGAUUCAAACCCAGGUCUUCCCGACGAUCUGACUGUGUGGCCAACAUGCUAACCACUUGACCACCGUGCGACCCCUUUUCAAACAAUAGUCACUUUAAUUGUAUGCUACUCAAUUUGCUGUAAUUCUUUCUGUUGUUUUGAUGGAGGGAAAAAACAAAAAAUGAUGUACAGUCAUCCCUCGCCACUUCGUGCUUCGAAUUUUUCGGCUUCACUCUAUCACGAAUUUAAAAAAAUAUAUUAAUCAAUAAAUCAUGCUGCUUUGUGGUUGAAUACGGCCUAUUAUCCGUCACAUUUUCUAUUUUAUGUAUUUAAUGCCUAAAUUAAAUAUUUUCAACCAUAAAAGUGGGUAAAUGAACUGAUAUAUAAGUCAUUUAGAAGAUGCAUUCAAUGACACUGGGUUGAUGUGUAAUAUUCUACACUGGUCACUAGGAUUCAGUGAUGUUACUGUAAUGGUAGGUGAGACACACAAGCACCAGACUGUUGAUUGCCAUAACAACUGGCUUUUGUAGCAGGUUUGAAUUAUCUCACAACAGGCACAAUAAUCCCUAAACUUGUUGCGGCCAAGCUAAAAGGCAGCUCUGAACCCCCCGACGCCACUGCCUGUCAACUCAGCUCCCCUUGGGAACACAUUUAUAGCAACACACACAAGCUUGAGUCUUAUUUAUGUCUUAAAUGGCUUAUUUCCUGUUCUUAUGUCUACUAUAUUGGCUAAUACGAGUGUAAAUGUGACUAUAGGGGUGUUGUUUCAUGUCUAGAGGGCUCUAAUAAUGUUAAAAACCAUAUUUAGAAAGUUGUAAACAGGUUUUCUGUGCUCUAACUACAAAAAUAUUCUAUUUAUAAAUCCUACUUUUAGUUUUUACAGUGAGUUCCACAAUAAACGAGGGGUUACUGUACUAAAAAGAAAAUAAAAAUCAGCUCUGUGGUCUGUGUUGCCGUUGGAGCAGCGUUUGAAUUUUUGGGAAAUGCUCUGCCUGUGGAUAUUUUAGGGAGAGGAGUCAGUGUAGCAUAAUUCAGCCUUUCCAGUUCAUUUGCUUCACUGUGUUGGAAGAAAAGUGCACUGAGAUGCUUUGGAAUUAGUGGUUCAUUCUAUAAAGUGAAGCCUUUGCAGGUUGUGCUCUGGGCAAAAGAAAGUGACAGCAAGGCAUGGCUAAGACGUGUCAAUGAAAUGACAACACAAGAAAUGAGUGUCACAUGACAACACACUUGCUGGGCUUUUCUGAUUUGUGGCUCUGUGUCAGUGAUGCGUAUUAAAAAAAACACAGUAUCAAGAUAUGGCAAGGAAGAUGGCUGUUUUGGUCAAAAAUAGAUCUGAACUCUUUUUUUUUUCCAUGUUGGUCAACUUUUACAUACAUGUAUAUUGUGGUUAAAAAAAAUUAAGAAAAAAAGCUCAUUUGGAAGCACAUCUCCGAGGCUCAAGUAAUAACCUACAUCUGUGUCACAUAUAGUCCAUUUAUGCAGAUCAUCACUUAUUUAUAUUUCGAAUGUGUUGUUUCCAAGGGCAAAGAAAGGUCAAGAAAUGAAACUGAUGAUUUUUUUCUUCUCACUUAAGAGAAAUGUUCUGUUGUGUGCAUGACAAAAACAGUGUACAGAUGUGCAUAUUCUUUUCAAGUGCCAGUUUUUUUUUGUUUGUUUGUUUGUUUUUUGUGGUUUCACCCUAUUAUUGACAUGCAGCAAGAGAAAAUCCAAAUGGAUGUGAAUGGUUUGAGGCAAAAUGAAGGAUCACACUGUAAAAAAGCAAGUAUAAAAAGGUCAUAUAGUAUAUAUUUUUGCAAAGUUUCAGGGUGGUCAGUGUAGACUUGGAAAAGCAGCGUGAUAUGGAGUCAUAUUGCCAUUUUUCCACACACAACUUUGACGGUUGUGUGAACAGUCUCAGUCUUUCUCCCGAGUUGGCAUAUAGCGGAGACGGACAUUUUUGUAUCAUUCGUACGUCAUCCUGGCGAAUGGCAUGUGCCUGCAUUGACGUUUUUCUUUGUGACGUGAUUUUCUAAGAGCUUGCAUAUUUUACACAGUGUUUACAAAGGUGUGUGUUAUGUUAAAACUCAAUAAACGACAAAAAAAUAAAAAUAAAACAACCUGUAUCAAUAAGUCCAGAGUUAAAAAUAUAAUAAGACCCAACGUCUCUUUUGUUGGUCCUCAGAAGUGUGUGUUUUCAUCUUAAAAUACGUGUGACCGGCUGUCCUUGACUGCCUCUGCAGCACCGCGACCAAAGCAGUUGUAUUAACAUGAACAGAAGCAUGUGUUGGUUGUGUGACAGUGUGCAUUUAUGAAAUGAAGCGCCACACAACUGUGCUGUUUAAACACACAACAGGACGCGGACACACACAUCGAAUCAAGCCUACCAGUCAGUGUAGAUAUAACUGAUUCAAGUUUGUCAAAAUAAAGUCAGUGUACUUCUCAGUAGCAGACGUGUUUGUACCUAUCAUGUGCCUUAAUCUUUUCCAUGCUAGAUAAAGAUGUGUGUUUUUGUAUAACCUUAUUCCUCCCCUCUCUUAUGCAGUGAGGGGGAUAAUUAUUUGAUCCCCUGCUGGUUUUGUAAGUUCAUUCAUAAAUAAAUUAGUAUUUGAUUGAGAAAAAUAAAGCAAAACAUAGUGGUGGAGACACCCUUGUUAGCAAGCACAGAUGUCCACGCUCUCUAAAGACUAAUAGUUUUGGGGCUGUUGCUUGGCAACUUGAAGUUUUUGCUCCCUUCACAUCUUUUUUGCCUUUUUCGGUCAUGGUCAUGGCAGAUCCAUCCACAACCUAAAGGUGAGAGUAAUGUAAUGAUAGACACAGGGCAAUGCAAAUUAAUAAUAACCUUCAUUGAAAUGAUGUUCUUUAUCUCUGUGUAUAUAUAUUUGUAAGAGGUUAAACUUUCAAAAUCAGCAGAGGAUCCAAUGAUUAUUUCCUCCACUCUAUCACACUGGUCUCAUCCAUGCAAUGCCCUCUCCCACCUUCCCCCAACUCCUAGUAGUUUAGGCUGUGGGUUUCUGCCUUGUAAAGCAUUGUAUAUUUUAAAGUUUUACAAAAGUUAGGAUCAAUCAAAACGGUUUUAAUUUUCCUAGACGAGUGAAUUUGUUCAUGCUUUAGUAGCGAGAAGAAGCGAUGCCACAGUGACAGAAUGUAUUACUUUAAUCUUACUAAUACCCACAUGCAGAUAUUACACUUGUUAAACAUAACAGAAACAUGCUGGUUUGUAGAGUAUACAUUUGGUGUGUUUUCAAUAAAUCAUGCCUGGAAAGAUA